Molecule: messenger RNA, 1651 nt
Organism: Plectropomus leopardus (leopard coralgrouper)
Lineage: Eukaryota; Metazoa; Chordata; Actinopteri; Perciformes; Serranidae
Gene: golga7ba
Product: golgin A7 family, member Ba
Biological process (GO): peptidyl-L-cysteine S-palmitoylation; protein targeting to membrane
Cellular component (GO): palmitoyltransferase complex
Source: RefSeq, a predicted model, not a curated record
CAGCGCAUGCAGGGACUCGUCCCUACGGCGGCGGAUGGCAACAUGGCGACAGAGUUCCACAAUCUGCAGGAGUUGCGGCACAGUGCAUCUCUGGCUAAUAAAGUCUUCAUCCAGAGAGACUACAGCGAAGGGACCACCUGCAGGUUUCAGACCAAGUUCCCCUCCGAGCUGGAGAGCAGGAUUGAGCGGACACUGUUUGAGGACACUGUGAAGACGCUGAAUAACUACUACGCAGAGGCAGAAAAGAUAGGAGGCCAGUCUUACCUGGAGGGGUGUCUGGCCUGCGCUACAGCGUAUCUUAUCUUCCUCUGCAUGGAGACACGCUAUGAGAAGGUAUUGAAGAAGAUUGCCAAGUACAUCCAGGAGCAGAAUGAGAAGAUCUAUGCUCCCAGGGGACUGCUCAUUACAGAUCCCAUAGAAAGGGGAAUGCGUGUCAUAGAGAUUUCCAUCUACGAAGACCGGGGCUCCAGCGGCUCCAGCUCAGGGAGCAGCUCUGUGUCCGGCAGCACUGCUCGAUGACUGGGUACCCCCUAACAACCAUGUCCCCCUGAUCACUCACAACCCCGCAGGGAGAACUUAGGAGAAUGAUGCUGCUCCUGUUCCAACACUUAACCCAUACACCCCAACGCUACGCUCACACAAAGCAUUCACAAGCUUUUAACAAAGAAAGGCAUGUUGCUUCUGACAUGCCAUCGUAGAGGUGUUCAAGCUUUUAAAGCACACACUGUAGUUUGUUGCAAAGCGAUGUGCAUGUGCCGACACAGUCAUGUUACUGUAGGAUGCAAUGUCUUUGUGAACAGAAAGCCUUUUCCUUUUGCUGGUAAUACUUUGUGUGAUCGUACCAUUACCAUCCUGUUUGUCCUCACGUGUUUUCUGCCGGGUGAGAAAUGGGAUGUGAGAAGAAGGAGGAAAGAAGUGUUGAGGCAGGAGUGAAGACCCAAAGCCUCACCUAACCUCAUACCUCAGCCACCACCGCUGAACCACACCGGACCAAACUGGACUGAAGUCAUCGCCAUCAACCCUGUACACCAGACACUGGCUUUAAAAUAUGUGCUCUGUAGCUCCGGAUGAGUUUCCAGGAUAUAUCGGAUGUAGGUAGGAUGUGUUUGAAGGCAUCACAAAGUUUCACCCACGCACAGCCCAGAUAAACUGUACAAAAGAACCUCCUUCACCUCUGAUGUGAAUCAUGCUGUCUGGUAGCAGAUGAAUGUCAUUCAGCCCGUCCAUGUAUUUUAUGUAGCAGAACUUCGUUAUUUCUCACAUGAAGCCUAUAUUUUAUUUGUUAGACACACAAACAGACACACGCACAAACCUAAGUACUAACCUCUUGGUUUCAAUGAAAGAGACCAACUCUUCCUAAAUUUUGAUUAUGCAAAGACAUACUGUACAUUAACUGCAGUACUAAGGAGAAAAAGGAUGGGUCAAAAAGUCUUCCUGAAUCUUACAUGUAGGGUUUUAAAGUACACCAACCCGUCCGUGAUUUCUGAACAAACUUCCAAAGAACAAUAACUGCCAAAAACUGGCUCGCAAAUGUGAAUGUGUCUUUUAUUUUGGUGACAUUUUUGUGCAAGAACAAACUUUCGUACUGCUUGUUGUUUGAUACAUGUGGCAAUGAGGUAUCUAUGACUGGUGUCAAAUAAAUACCGUUUCA